ACUAAAUAUAAAAAUAAUAAAAAUAAUAUAUUUUUAAUAUCAUAUAUUGUACAUAAAAAUAUAACUAUUAAAUAUUUAAAUAAAUAAUGAAAUUAUUUUUAGUGUUGUUACUUUGUAACAUAAUAAUUGCUAACUAUGUUAAUGGCAAAUUUGAUAACACUUAUGUUGAACCAGUUAAAGUUCACACAUACACAAUGAAAGGUCGAUUAUUGUAUCCCCGAACAUAUACAUGUAAAUUACUUGAUCUAACCGAAAACUAUGUGAGUAACCAGGUUACUUUAGACAUUAUCAAAAAGGCCAGGGCAUCGACACAGGUAACCACUUUUAAUUAUAAGCACAUGGGAUGGAAAGAGGCCAACACACUAGCCAUGACCAUGGUCAACUCGUUUAUGGCGUCCACUAAUGAUAUUGAACGGAACUCCUGUUUGAAGACUACCGGAACUCCAAUUGAAAAUAAUUGUUUUAAGGAAAUUGCAACAAAAAUAAGCCAAGAUCUCGAUCGUGUGCACCGACACCCGCACACAAUUAUUGUGGCACCAGUAGCCAUGCAGGCCAUUGUCGUGGGCUCUGGUAAACAGCCUACCGUUGAUGUUGGACUGGGACCCAUAUUUUUGCAAAUGUUUGAAUUUUAGUAAUGAUAAUCUUAAAAAAUAAACAAAAAUUUAGAAACUAAUAAAAAAUUAUUAGUUUUUUUUAGUUAAUAAUUAUGAUAAUAAAAUUAAUACAUGUUUAAGAAAUGAUAAUUAGUUGCCAUGAAAAUUAAAAAUAAAUAAA
Molecule: messenger RNA, 774 nt
Organism: Oppia nitens
Lineage: Eukaryota; Metazoa; Arthropoda; Arachnida; Sarcoptiformes; Oppiidae
Exons: 4
Coding region: 87-632 (181 amino acids)
Source: RefSeq, a predicted model, not a curated record